AACUUGUCCUCAAUAUAUGCUACAUUUUUUUUCCUCUUAAAGCUUCUUGAACAUGAAAAUGUUUAGAGUCCACUCAUGGACAUGUCUUUCUUUCUUUUUUCCCAGGAUUGCCUCAAGUUCUUAAAAGAAAUACCUUCUGCAGCAACAAAUGAUGCAUCUGCCAAUCCUUUCCAACAUUCCAGCUCUGUCAUGAAUCUUUAUCUAGAGACAAGUUCUACUCUUUUAAAGGUCCUUCAAGCCCAUUCUGUCCAGCUCAUCUCCCACCAACUUUCUGAGGAAUUGAGAAGGUUGCAGGCAUCGUCUGUGCAUGCUAAUCCAAGAUUGCAAAAUGGUGGAGGACAUGUUUCCGAGGGGGUAAAACCCAAAGGCAGGGGAGCUCCGAAGAAGGCUCCUGCUAGAAAGGUGUGUUUGCAAAUCCUGAAACUUCUUAUUUCCCAAGUAUCUCCCUAUUUUUGUGGACUUCUCAUUGCCUUUUUGGUUUGGGUCUUUCAGCAGAAAAUGCCAACUGCCGUUGAUAGUGAGAGGAAGAUGAUAAGGUGCUCGAGCUGAAAGAACGACUGGCAGCGUAUAACAUUGAUUCUCCUUCAGAUCAAAUAGGUAUAUGAUCAUCCAUGUGUAGUAAGCCU
Molecule: messenger RNA, 626 nt
Organism: Magnolia sinica
Lineage: Eukaryota; Viridiplantae; Streptophyta; Magnoliopsida; Magnoliales; Magnoliaceae
Exons: 3
Coding region: 76-549 (157 amino acids)
Biological process (GO): nuclear-transcribed mRNA catabolic process, deadenylation-dependent decay
Cellular component (GO): CCR4-NOT core complex; P-body
Molecular function (GO): molecular adaptor activity
Source: RefSeq, a predicted model, not a curated record